GAGAGUCUACAGAGGUCUGCGCGGCUCUGCUCUCAACAACAUGCCUGCUUUAACUCAACACCAGCAGCUCCGGCCACUUCAGCGGAGGAGCUCCCGGCUCUAGUAAGAGAGGCAGCACUUCACUUCAACGUAAAUAUGAUCAACAGAAGACACCCCUGCCUUAGUAAGAGAGGAGGUGUAUGGGGCCUAUGCAUCCUCCUCCUCUACACCAGCCCUCUGUCUUGUUUGGCAAAUUUCAGCAAAGCGAAAGAGCUCGUCUAUAAGAUAAAGGAGGGAUUACCACGUGGGACAUUUAUAGGGGCCAUUGGAGUUGACUUAAACUUGGAUUUUAAUGCCAAACCCCCCUUUUUAUUCAAUCUGGCUCAAAAGAAGGUCAACGAGCAGUACGUGACCCUUAAUAAUACCACUGGGGAGCUUUACACAUCUGCCACGGAGAUUGACAGGGAGACCCUCUGUCCAGACAACUCCGAGGUUAAGGCCUGUGUCUUGUCUCUGGAUGUGUUGGUGCUACCACAACAGUACUUUCAGCUUGUCAAAGUCAAGAUUGUUAUUGAGGAUGUGAACGACAACAGGCCAAAGUUCCCUGUGGAUGAAAUCAUUUUAACUGUCCCAGAAAAUUCACCCGUCAAUGCUCGUUAUGCGGUCGAGCAGUCGGCGGUUGACCCAGACUUGGGGCUCCAUGGGGUGCAGACGUAUUGGCUUGUUAAUGACUUUGGGGUCUUCACUCUGGAUGUUGAGGAAAACGAUGGGGGAGAGUUGACGCCAUUCCUCAUUGUGACCGAAACUUUGGACAGAGAAACCCAAGCAGAGUAUGUAACAGAUAUUAUAGCAGAGGAUGGCGGGGCACCUCCUCUUCUUGGGGCGGCUACUUUAAAAAUCCAGAUAUCCGACGUGAAUGACAACUGUCCAAAAUUCACAGAGACUCAUUUGAAUAUUACUGUCCAUGGGAAUACAAGUAAAGGAGCACCGAUAGCAAGACUCCACGCUUACGACCCUGACCUGGGUGCUAAUGCUCAGAUCAGCUACGCCUACAGUGAGCGAGUGCCAAGGGAGACUAGGAGCUUGUUCCAUUUGGACAGUAACACGGGCAUCAUUAAGCUAGCGGGAAAAAUAGAAUCUGGCACUGCCCCACACUACAAACUGACAGUAUUAGCCAAUGGGCCUGGUUGCAUCCCAGCUGUUACAACUGUUACUCUCAACAUAAUCAAAAUGCUUACUGGACCUCCUGCUAUCAUACCGAGAUAUAUCGCGCUCGAGAAAGACGGAGUUGUUUAUUUGAAAGAAUCAGAACCAGCACUUUCUCCGAUAGCUUUUUACACGGUUAAAAAUGUAGGAUCAAAUCAAAAAGUCGACUGCCAUCUGGAGGGGAGUGGCCCAUUUAGACUAAGCCCCUACCAGCUGAUUAAAAAUGAAUACUUAUUGGAAACCACAGAAGCACUGGACUAUGAAACAGCACAAGAGUUUGACCUAAUCAUUGUCGCUAAUAAUUCACAAGGGUUGGUAAUUAAAGCCUUUUUAAAAAUUCAAGUCUUGGAUGAGAAUGACAACGCCCCAGUAUUUCAACAGUCCAUAGUUGAGCUAACCAUUGAAGAAAACAAUCCACCCAAUACGUUCUUAACGCAAUUCCAAGCUACGGAUCAGGAUAGCGAUAGCAGAGGAGAGGUUAUCUAUCUCUUAGGAGGGGAUGCACCGGGGAUAUUCGAACUGGAUCGGGUUACGGGUGUCCUUAUAGUCACUACAUCAUUGGACCGCGAAGAAAAGGAGACAUAUCGUUUCAUUGUGAGAGCAUUGGACCAGGGGACACCUAGGAAGGAGUCUAUUGCAACCGUUGUCCUAACUGUGCAAGACUGCAAUGACAACAGCCCACGUUUCAUCAACAAAGAUUUCACUUUCUUUGUACCGGAGAACUUCCCAGGAUAUGGUGAGAUUGGAGUACUUUCGGUUAGAGAUGCUGAUGCUGGGGAGAACGGUUGGGUUGCAUUAUCGAUUUUAAAUGGUACCGAUAUUUUUAUGAUCGAUACAGGACGUGGUAUAUUGAGAGCCAAAACUUCGCUAGACAGAGAACAACAAGGGACCUAUCAGUUGUGGGUUGAAGCUGUGGAUGGGGGCGAACCGCCUCUGUCUUCUGUUACCAUGGUGACAGUUUUAUUAUUGGAUGUAAAUGACAAUCCACCAAUCGUCCUAUUUCCGCAGUCGAACCUGUCUUAUAUGCUAGUCCUACCUAGCACAUUGCCUGGGACGUCUAUUACGGAAGUGUACGCUGUGGAUAAAGACACAGGGAUGAACGCAGUGAUUGCUUACAGUAUCAUCAAACGAAAAGGUGGUGAGCCAGGUUCCUUCGCUAUUGAUGCCCAAACUGGAAAUAUCACUCUAAAACGUGAAUUAAGCAACAGGGGUUUAUGCAGUUUACUGGUUAAAGUAAGCGAUCACGGACAACCAGAGCCACUCUACUCAACUGUCAUGGUAAACUUUUUUGUGAAUGAAACUGUUAGCAAUGAGAGCUACAUCCAAAGCUUGCUAACCAGGGAGGCAGACAUAGAAGUUGAGGAAAAACCCUGGUUUACUGGUCAAAUGAAGGAAGGACCCGAAAGAUAUGAGUUGUUCCCCUGCCAGCCCGUUCUCAUAGCUCUCUCUGCAACUUGUCUUGGGCUGUUUCUUUUAGUGGUGAUGCUGACAUCAUAUAUUUGCUGUAAAAGGUUGAAAAAACAUCGAAAGAAGACAAAAUUGGAGACUGAAAUACCUUUGAAAAUUACUCAUGAAUCAGUACAUGUUGUGAACAGAAAAAUCAGGCAAAUCUCAAAUCUUUGAUGUCCACCCAUAUCCAAAACCACUGCUGUUUACAUGAAUGUUUACAAAACACCAAUGUACAAAGUGUAAUUAUUUCAAGAGGUGGCUUUUUGCUCUUGGUGAAACAGUUAUUAUCCUGGCAACUAAAUCUUCGAUUUAUAUUCAUUUUUUUUAAUUCAAAAUUACAUGGUUUUAGUAUAACAUUCUUCAUAUGUUCAUAAUGGUUUAAACAUAUAACAAUGAUUUGUUGUAUUGAUGCCUUAAAGAAGACCUAUUGUGCUUGUGUCUGCUAUAUAGUUAUAUAAUAGAUCAUUAUGUUAUAAUUUAGACAUUUCGCAAAUUACUUAAUGUAAGAAAAAGUCCACUGACUUGCACAUUAGAAAACUCUGGUGCCCAAUAAGAGCUGAUAUUGCCAUAAAAGUCAUCACAACAAAAAGCAAAUAGUGUAGCUGUUGGCACCUCCUAUGGUGCCGACAACUACACAUCACGCUAGCGAGCAGCAGAUUAUUAUUAUUAUUUUUUUUUUUUUGUACCAAAAUGACCAUCAUAAUUAAGAAAAUUUAAUUGGAGAACAAAAUAAGUAGAGAAAACAGGGAUUGAUGAGCAAUAUGGUGUCUUGAAAAUAAGUGAUCAAAGAUGGCUCAAGUAUGCACGAGUCAAUCUAAUUACAACUUUGAGAGUAUAAAUGGUGAGGUGAAACAUCUAUAAAAUGGUUGAAAGCUCUGAAAAGUUGAUUGUGCAUAAUAGGUCUGCUUUAAAUUAUUUAAUAUAUCAAUAACUAACCAAUGCCAAUGACUAACUUCAAUUCAACCGUUAAUUUUGAAGAUAAUUGAAGUGGCUGCAUGUCAUGUAAUACAAAAAGAUACAUAUUUUGAUCCAUUUCUUUUUUAUUUAUUUAUUUUUUAUUUUUUUGGCUAACUACUGCCUUAUGUCUUUCAACUCAUGUGUAACUGGCUAUUGUCCAGUGUGUCCAAAAUGACUCAGAUACAUUAGCUUACAAAAAAUGACAUAGUUGUGAUAAUAACUGUUUUACGAAGGCAAAAGGCAACCAAAUACAACUCUGAAGUUCAAUGUAAAUAAUGUACAAAGUGUUUUACAACUUUAUACUUAAAUUUUGCAUUGGUACAAAUGGUAUAAGACAUUUCAAGACACUGUUUUCUUCUUAGAGAUUGUUAAAAAUAAUACCCUGCCAUAGACAUACACAAGAAUGCCAUGACAAUACCUACAACCUUAAUGUAUAUUGUUAACAUUGCUCAGGAAUUGGAGAUAAUUGGAGAUAGCAUACAAUUACAUAUUUAAUGCUAUGUAAUCCUGCAAACUCAUAAGUCAAAGUACAGUCUACUGUUAUGGUGUCAUUAACGGGAUUGUGAAAAGCAAACUAUGCACAAGAUACCUCUCUACAAAGCAUUUAGUCAGCCCAUUGGUGACUUCCGGAAUGUAAUGGAAAAAUUCACUCCACUAGAGGUCCAUUUGCACGAGUUAGAGGGAGUUGUUUUGUCAAUAAUAAUGUGUUGACAUCCCUCGCCCUAUUGUUAGUAACCAGAUCUCCAGCUUUCUGUCGGCUUAAGAAUAGUCAUUAGCCACCUUCUCAUGCCACAGUUAUAUAAGAUCAGCCAUCUUUUUCUUUGAAUUAUGUUCAGGCUUUUGAUGUCAGAAAACUGAACACACCUUUUGUAAGCUCAUGCGAUUCUUGAUGUAUCUGUGAAAGGCACUUAGUGUUUGUGAAG
This is a messenger RNA of Periophthalmus magnuspinnatus, 4514 nucleotides long. Its product is annotated as protocadherin-20-like. Gene Ontology annotation, molecular function: calcium ion binding. Bases 136 to 2808 code for a protein of 890 amino acids. The record is from RefSeq and is a predicted model, not a curated record. Lineage: Eukaryota; Metazoa; Chordata; Actinopteri; Gobiiformes; Gobiidae. The transcript has 2 exons. Gene Ontology annotation, cellular component: plasma membrane. Gene Ontology annotation, biological process: homophilic cell-cell adhesion.